Molecule: messenger RNA, 1723 nt
Organism: Mugil cephalus (flathead mullet)
Lineage: Eukaryota; Metazoa; Chordata; Actinopteri; Mugiliformes; Mugilidae
Gene: ube2d1b
Product: ubiquitin-conjugating enzyme E2D 1b
Exons: 7
Coding region: 183-626 (147 amino acids)
Biological process (GO): ubiquitin-dependent protein catabolic process; protein polyubiquitination
Cellular component (GO): nucleus
Molecular function (GO): ubiquitin conjugating enzyme activity
Source: RefSeq, a predicted model, not a curated record
GGGGCGACCGUAAACAGAGGAACGCGGAAACAAAAGAGGUUUUUAUAAAAACACAAACACAUACCAGGCUGUCGAAGUACUCAGGGAAUAUAUUGCAGCCAUUGAUUUCGUUGGCAAUAAUAUUGACGUCGAAAGUAAAGAGCGAGUCAGAGUAAGUUCGGAAGCGAACUGCACCACUGAGCAUGGCAUUGAAAAGAAUACAAAAGGAGCUACAGGACCUGCAGAGAGAUCCUCCGGCACAGUGCUCUGCUGGACCAAUGGGGGAUGACUUGUUUCAUUGGCAGGCGACUAUAAUGGGUCCGGGGGACAGUCCUUACCAAGGAGGUGUUUUCUUCCUCACAAUCCAUUUCCCCACUGACUACCCAUUCAAGCCACCAAAGGUUGCAUUUACAACAAAGAUUUAUCACCCAAAUAUAAACAGCAAUGGUAGUAUCUGUUUGGACAUAUUACGGUCACAGUGGUCCCCUGCACUAACAGUGUCUAAAGUUUUAUUGUCCAUAUGUUCAUUGCUUUGUGAUCCAAACCCAGACGACCCCUUAGUGCCAGACAUAGCACACAUCUACAAGAAUGACAAAGACAAAUACAACAAACUAGCAAAAGAAUGGACCCAAAAGUAUGCCAUGUAAAGAAAGAAAACAUCAAAGAUUAAAAAAAAAAACACGAUUUCUCUUUCUUUUUCCUUACUUUUUUUAAAGUCACAACACACUGUACAUUAUAGUAUAAAAUUCUUAAGUAAUCUUAGGUAACUUCCAUCAAACUGUGCUGUCAUCAACAUUAUUAAUCUGAAACCAUGUCAUCUUCAAUAUUUGUUUUUGAAAAGAAUAAGAAGGUUUUACUUUGAGGAGACGGGUCUGAUAGCUUGUGCUUAUUUAAUGGAUACCUUGACAUUUUUACAUUUGGUAUGUUGUUGCAUUGGAUAAACCUGUAUGGUAGGAGGCAGGUUAAAAAUCGCUUUACAGCAUUCCUCAUUUUGUAAGAAAAACUACAAAUUUGUAUGACAGAAGUUCCAUCAAAUGCCAUUCAGCAACAAGCCUUUUUCAGAGGUGCUUAGUGACCAUUCAGGAGGUUAAGAUAAUAGCUCCACAACUGGAAAAUCCAGCUUCAGUUCCUGCUGCAUCUAACAGCGAAAAACACACGACCACAGAGGCACUGCACUGAAGGGUGAAUGUGAAAUAUGUCUGGCACAUGAGUAUAUCAUAAUUUCUCCUUUAUGUUCACAAUUUCAUUUGAUUAAGGUUUUUGUUGAGUUCUUUUGCAUCUUGUAGCAGACAAAGUUGAAUGAAACAAUGUACUGUUGCGUCACCCUGAAAAUGGGUUAGGGUUAAGUCAUGUAUUAAUGUGUUUUUCAUUUGUUAUUAUUAUUAUUAUUAUUAUUAUUAUUAUUAAAACUGUAUAGUAUUAAAAACUCUGGAACAAUAUUAUUAUUUUCUUUGAUGUUUCCAGCCAUCACAGUGUAAAUCCGUCAUUAAGAGGAUGUACUCUUGUCCCCUGAGAUCAGCUGUUGGUUGGAUUUACAGAGGCACAAAUAUCAGAUUUGUAACCUAGGGGAAAGGGUUUAUUAAAAUUUUUUUCUGUUUGACCCCCAGUCUGUCGACCUGUUUAUGCUAUUGAAAGGGUGAAAUCCUGUUUUCUGUUCCUGUGUAAACUGUCUCUCACUUGUGUCUUUGAGGCCUGCGUGGCACCUUUUGUACUGGAUUAAAGAAUGGUACGGUUUUUAUCAUGA